Molecule: messenger RNA, 1236 nt
Organism: Durio zibethinus
Lineage: Eukaryota; Viridiplantae; Streptophyta; Magnoliopsida; Malvales; Malvaceae
Product: methylesterase 17-like
Biological process (GO): jasmonic acid metabolic process; salicylic acid metabolic process
Molecular function (GO): methyl jasmonate esterase activity; methyl salicylate esterase activity; methyl indole-3-acetate esterase activity
Source: RefSeq, a predicted model, not a curated record
CAUGGUGUUGGUACAAAAUCAGGAGCCCAUUGGAAGCAUCAGAUUACAAGGUCACCUGUCUUGCCCUUAAAGGUUUGCCAUAUUUGAAUUUAAUGCCACAUGCGUUUGUCGUGUCAACUCAACAUCUUUUCUGAUCCAAUUGCCAUAAAUUAAGCUGCUAAUUUUGACUUCACGGCUAAGCUACCUAUGUCAAAGCAAGCUUCUAAUAUUUUAUAAUAGACCUGCAGCCAGCGGUUACGCAAGCGGUGACAGUAGUUAACCAGCCCCGGAGGAAAGUUAAUUCAGAACGUAAGAGAGCUAGCGAGAGAUGAGCGACACAAGUAAAAAGCUGCACUUCGUUUUGGUGCAUGGCUUCGGGCAUGGAGCCUGGUGCUGGUACAAAAUCAGGAGUCUAUUGGAAGCAUCAGAUUACAAGGUCACCUGUCUUGACCUUAAAGGUUCGGGUAUUGAUCCAUCCGAUGCCAACACCAUCUUCACUUUCCAAGACUAUAACAAACCACUUAUUGACCUGCUGUUCAACUUACCCGAGAAUGAAAAGGUGAUAUUGGUCGGACACAGUGCGGGAGGUUUGAGCUUAACGUAUGCUAUACACAGGUUUGCUAAGAAAAUUCGUAUGGCCAUUUACGUGGCUGCUAAUAUGCUCAAGCAUGGGUUUGUCACUCCCCAAGAUUAUAAAGAUGCAGAUCCAGAUUUAUCCAUGUAUGGCGAUGUAAAUACGAUGACAUACGGACUAGGAGCUGAUCAACCGCCAACCAGCAUGAUAAUGAAGGAGGAGUUUCAACGCAAAAUUCUUUAUGAUUUGAGCUCUAAGGACGACUCAACUUUGGCCGCGAUGCUGCUGAGACCAGGACCCUUGAGACCAUUUACUGAUGUUCACUUUACAGAGGGACCUGACGCUGACAGCGUGCCACGAGUCUUUAUCAAGACAAUGCACGAUCGAGUCAUAAAGCAAGAACAACAGGACGCAAUGAUAAGAAGGUGGCCGCCCUCUCAAGUGUUUGAUUUGGAGAGUGAGCACAGCCCAUUUUUCUCCACUCCAGCUGAUCUCUUUGGUUUUCUACUCAAAGCUGUGGCUUCCGUCAGCUCAAGUGCUACUUAAAUUAUAUUCGUCUGUUAUUGGUUAUUUUUUAUGCCUCAAUUAAUUAUAGGGUGACACUGAUAACCAAUUCGUGGAUGGAUUUAUUUUUAUUUAAAUAAUGGAACAUGAUUAAAUUUUCAUUCAGGGUUAACUGCAAU